GGGACAGAACGUUCCUAUACACACUGUGUGGUCGCCAUGGGUUGCGGGCAUUCCAGGGUGUUGGUCGUGCAACCUACUGACGGGAGAAAGAGCGGCUGGGGGGCGAAAGGCAAAGCCAAGGAGGGGACACAGAAGGAUGACAACAAGUCACCUAGAAACAAUGAUUCCAGUGUCAGGGAUGGCUCCGCUGUAUCAAAAGGUACCGUGGAUAGUGGCCUUGGCGCGGAAGAUGAAGCUGCUGGAGGAGUUCUUCCUGGGGCAAUUACAGAGAAGUUACCUUCACCCAGAGACAGUUCAAGCCAAUUAAAUAAAGACCCACCAUUGCUAAGCACCCGAAGUGGAAGCAUUCGAGAGAGACAGAAGUCUUCAGACAUCCUAGAAGAGCUUAUUACACAGGGGAUAAUACAAAGCCAGCCUAAAAUUGUUAAAAAUGGAGAAGCAUAUGAUGUCAUGGUGGAAACAGAAGAAAAACCGUUAAGGAGGCCUCCCGCAAAACUCGAAAAACUAAAAACCAUAAGGAGGAAGAAUGUUAGCCUAACAAUAGAGGAGAUUGAAUCCAAAAUGAAAGCUGCAGAAGAGAGAAGAAAGACAAAGGAAGAAGAACUAAAGGAAAGGCUGAGACGUGACAGACCAGUGACUGCUCUACAAAGCACAGCAGACCAUAGCAGAGAAGGCUCUUUUACUCCUGAUGAAGGACAGGAGGCUGCCACUGUUCUUCAUGAAACCUUAGAGUUUGGUACAACGGAAAAUUUAAUGACCAAACCAGCACAAUGGGAGGAUGAGGAAGCUGAUGAAAUAAAUGCUGUAGAAUCUGACAUCACCUAUAACGAUCCAGGUCAUGGAGAAAAGGAAUCUGCAAAUUAUAUCUUCUGAUAUCCUCAAACUCAUUUGACCCAUUGACUACCAUAGAGAGAAUACAUUUAGAAGCAAUCUAUUGUAACCCUGUCUGGCAACCAAGGGGUUUCAUUUUAAAGAGACAGCAAACAAACAAAAAAAAGUUGCUGCCAUCUUACAACUUUAUACGUAUGCAACAAUUUGCACAUCCUGCAGCUUCAAUUCCUUUUUUUGUAGAGGCAUAGCCUGAAUAUAAUUAGCAUUGUAUCCAGACCGUAUGUAGUAUAUUGCCAUAGUGACAAAUCUGCAUUAAUUUAACAUAGUUCUUAUGCAAAUUAAUAUAUAUUAAUCAUCAAAUAAAAAACUACUUUAAAGGGACGUUAAGCCCAAAAUGUAAUUCCCCAUAAUUUAAUUAUGCAUAGUAAGCAGUACUCUAAUUUGCCAACUUUCCUAUAAUUUAAAUCUGAUCAUUGUGGUUUGUCCACUGCCUCCAAAGAGAUUGGAGACCAUCCUACAGGAUUAUGAACCACAGCCCUGCAGCAUUCUACACAGUCAUUGCAUGAGUUUAUCUGUCUUUAAAGUGAAGGUCUAUUUUGAUGAAUUAGUGCCCGGUUUUUAAUAAACCUAUUAAAAACAAGGGCACUUUAAUUCAUCAAAAUUGACAUUUCACUGUUUUCUUCAAAAACUUACCUUUUUAUCCUGAAUGAUGAAUUAAAGUGCCCUUGUUUUUAAUAGGUUUAUUAAAAACCGGGCACUAAUUCAUCAAAAUGGAUCUUCACUUUAAUUAAGGAAAUCAUAUAAAUAUGCUUCAGAUUCUUUUCAAGGGGUAUGUCACUGGACUGUAAAAAGCAGUCUGCUAACAAAACAACAGUUUUAAAAUGCUUUUAAAAUAUUUAUUUUAUAUUGGCUAUUUACUAUGUAUAUGAAAAAUAUAUAUUCAAUGUUAAAUCUAUCUGUAGUAUAGCUGCAGUUUGUUGGUUGUGUGCCAGCUUCAGGUAAUACACAUUGGAUUGGUAUCUGCUACUGAUUACCAGCUUACUGUGAAGAUAUAUAACUGUUGCCAAAAAUACUAAAUGAGUGAGAAAAAUACAUAUAUAUGUAGCAUAACAAACAGUGCAUUGAACAAUUAGCAUAUAUGUUGAAAGUAAAAAUUAUGCCUAAGAACAAUAAUGGAUCAAUACUACUAUGUAAACUACCUUUUAAAUGCACAAAUCAUUGUUCUGAGCGCAAAGUUUAUUUCAGAUGUUUUAUUGAAAUAUUCUAAUAAAAGUUGUUGUUUUUUUCAUA
Messenger RNA from Bombina bombina (fire-bellied toad), 2121 nucleotides. RefSeq names its product stathmin domain containing 1 (gene STMND1). Gene Ontology annotation, cellular component: neuron projection; cytoplasm. The annotation marks the transcript as partial. Lineage: Eukaryota; Metazoa; Chordata; Amphibia; Anura; Bombinatoridae. The record is from RefSeq and is a predicted model, not a curated record. The transcript has 5 exons. Gene Ontology annotation, biological process: regulation of microtubule polymerization or depolymerization; neuron projection development; microtubule depolymerization. Gene Ontology annotation, molecular function: tubulin binding.